AAUGGCGAGAUUUUUGAACAACCUCAAUGCUCAGCAAUCAGGGCUUGGUCAGAUGGCCGAUAUAUAUCCGUGUAAUGGGACACGACGCCACUGGCACAAGCAGCCGUGACAUUCGGUGUCUUGAAAAAAACACCCACAGCUUGUGAAGUGAAAAGAACAAAAUCUGUGGCUCCUCCGGUCCCAUCGGUGAAAAGGCAAACACCGACACCUCGAUGGGGUGCUCCCCUCGGCCUUCUUCCUCGCCCCGCCCCUUCUCUGUCUCGGUCUUGGCUUCCCCAGCGGCUCCCCGUGACGUGUCUCCGACUCCAGGUGACCUCCUGGGGGCCAGCUUCUCCAUCAUCUGCUCCGUUCUGCGCAGCAAGGCGGUGGUGACACGAGAGCUCCUGCGGGACGUGGUGGGGCGCUGCCGCUAUAGGGUCAACAACCACUUGGACCACAAGUACAAACCACGGCCUGUGAAAGUGAUCAUCUGUUCUGCGAAGAAGAAGAUUGGUGAGGAGAUGGAGUACAGGCUUCUGGGCAAGACCUGUGAGCAUUUCGUCACCGAUCUGAGAUACGGUGUGCCCCACGGCAGGCAGGUCGCUCUCAGGUCCUCAGUUUCCCCAUGUGUAGGAGGAGUUGGAUGGAGGACCUCUGGAGGCCUGCCAGUCUGACCUUCUAGGAUCCUUUGCCUCUAAAGGUAGAUCGUGAUGCCCCCACAGGUCGUCAGGAAGAGUCUGGGCCAACCCAGCACCGUGACUCGUCUCCGAAAAAGAGCACACAGGCAGGGGGUGUGCUCAAGGUCCACGGGCCUAUGUAAUGGCUCAAGCAUUUGUCUAUGUAAGACCUGGGGCACGGGGUCUGCCCCCACCCCUUCAGUCUUCCGCGUUUGUUGUCUCAAAACACACAGCUGAUAAGUGGCAGAGGUGGGAUUCGAACCCCAGCAGUCCUUCUCUGGAGUCUCUGCUCCCUUCCACCGUACAGCGGCACCUCCGGGGCUCCAGGCCCAGUUGAUUGGGUGGACGGGGGCCCCUGGAUGAGACGAGGAUAAGGACGGGAGGAGCAGGUUUGAGAAGGGAAAUCCAGAAUUUGGAUGUGGUGGUGGGUGGCCAGUUAGACCUCCAGGUGGAGAUGUUGAGUCACAGGUGGACCUAGGAGCCUGGCGUUCAGGGCCGAGGUGGGGCUGGGCAUAGAAGUUUCCAGGCUGCACUUGGCAACCAUGCACAGUGAACCCGAAGUACGCUGCCCGUGGCCCUAGUCUCCUGAAGUCUCUCCUCGGCUUUUGGCACAGCCCUCCCUCCGCAGGGGUGUAGCCCCGACUGCAGAGCCGUUCCCAGGCUCAGCCCCAGAGCCCGGGCUCUGGGAGACCAGGCACAAAGCCUCCUCCCUCCCCACUCAGAGUCAGGAACAAAUGUUCUCACCCAGCACGCUCACACGAAAGGAUCCCAUCCGCCCAUCCUGCCAGGUGUCAGGACAAACCCUGACAAGCUCACCAGUAAGAAGCGUUCACAACCCCAUCUCCCGGGGCCCCUCUGACUCAUCCAGCAUCUUCCUGGGCUGGCCAGCUCAGAGGGCAGGAGGAUGAGGAGACUCCAGGCCCUUGGAAGAGAGGGAGAACUGGCCUGCAUUUGCGGUGGAUGUUGAACAUGGGCUAUUCACUUUCACGUGGAACAUACCCUGAUUGGAGGAGGGGUGUCCCUGGGACUCGGCAUUCUAGGCAUGGUUGGCUACUCGCUUGUGAAGACAUGAUCCCAAAAGCAAUGACAGCCCGAAGGAGCCCCAAAUCCUUCAGCUGCAGAGACCAGCGGAGACACCCCAUGGCUCCUCUGUCUACCGGACCCUCAACCUCCAGCAACCUGUCGUUCUGUCUCUCCCUCUCCCUCUCUCACUGGCUGAAGGAUGGGCUAAUUGUGCCAAGACCAAUGAAUCAAGUAAAUGUAUCCUCAAGAAGGACUUCCACUAUAUUUUUGUAGACUUCUGAACCAGAAAGGAAGGAAGGAACACUACUUCGACACCUGUGGGGUUCUCCCUGCAAUUUCUAGCUGAGUGACCUUGAGAAAAUCUCUGGACUGCCAGAGCUUCAGUCCCCCUUCUCUGGGACGGGGAUAAG
This is a messenger RNA of Leopardus geoffroyi (Geoffroy's cat), 2089 nucleotides long. It is a transcript of the gene PLAAT4, whose product is annotated as phospholipase A and acyltransferase 4. Lineage: Eukaryota; Metazoa; Chordata; Mammalia; Carnivora; Felidae. Gene Ontology annotation, cellular component: cytoplasm. The record is from RefSeq and is a predicted model, not a curated record. Gene Ontology annotation, molecular function: A2-type glycerophospholipase activity; glycerophospholipid phospholipase A1 activity. The transcript is spliced from 2 exons. Bases 213 to 653 code for a protein of 146 amino acids. Gene Ontology annotation, biological process: N-acylphosphatidylethanolamine metabolic process.